Brassicogethes aeneus is the source of this 594-nucleotide messenger RNA. The record is from the annotation of a GenBank genome assembly. Lineage: Eukaryota; Metazoa; Arthropoda; Insecta; Coleoptera; Nitidulidae.
AUGCAUCUUGUGUCAAUAUUUACUUUUGUUGCGAUCCUUUAUUUGGUACCAUCAUCUAGAGCCGCUUGUGAUGUAAAAGGUGGUGGUGUUACCGAGGAUGAGAAAAAUCAAAUUCUAAAACUACACAAUGACUUUAGGAAAAAAAUUGCCAAUGGUCAAGUAAAAGACCAACCCAGAGGUAUCAACUUGAAAAGAGUCUCUUGGAAUGCUUGUUUGGGAUCUGAAGCUGAUUCAGCUGCACAGCAAUGUGAACCCGAACAAAGGAAAAUAAGUUGCAAUGCAUUUUCUAAACCUGGGCAACUAUACUAUACUUCUGAAGCUAGUUCAGAAAGUGACAAUAAAGCCGAUUGGAGUGAGGCAAUCAACUCUUGGAUAAGUGAAAUGAGCAAUUAUACAUACGGAAAAUAUAACAAAAAAACUAUGGAUUAUGUUCAGAUUGUAUGGGCUCCUCUAAAAGAUAUAGGCUGUAGUUAUGUAUUCUACCAACAAUCCGGAAAAUAUCAUAAAAUAUACGCUUGCAACUAUGGACAAGGGGCUGAAAAAGGUGGAAAACCAUACGCAACUGGAGACAGUGGGUGCGAAGAUUUAUGUUAG